Rotaria sp. Silwood2 is the source of this 537-nucleotide messenger RNA. The record is from the annotation of a GenBank genome assembly. NCBI's taxonomy places the organism in Eukaryota, Metazoa, Rotifera, Eurotatoria, Philodinida, Philodinidae.
AUGAGUCAUUCCGGAAGAAUCACGAAACUUUUAUUGGAUCGAGUUACUGAGCGUGAAGAACCAGAUCGUCCACGAUCGAGAGCAAGUCCACUUGAAGAAGAAAUCGUACGCUUCUUGCUCGAAGUAAUCGAAAAUGUUCACAAGUGUACGUCAUAUGAAGUUGAAUCAGAAACAACGCUCGAUCACGAUGAUGAUGACGUAUUCAGCGAUUUUGAAGAUGAAAGUAUUGAUCCAAAUUUUGAUGAGACCGAAGAUGUUGAGAGUCCACCGAUUACAAUGAACUUCGCUCUCUACUACAUGAAAAAAGUCAUCGAUUACUAUGAUGCUCGUGACUCGACUGGAAGAAAGAGACAUACAUGGAAAUCCACAAAGCAUCAAUUCAAAUCCAUACCUCAUCGACAGUAUAUUGCUCGCUUUCGCCACUACAUUGAGCAAAAUGGUACAAAACGAGAAAAAAUGUGGAUCAUAGAUGAUUUCGUCUACGACAGAUUUGAAGAAGCUCGAGAACGUGUUAUCUCUAUCCAUGAUCGCGAUUGA